CAUUUAUUACAACAAGCCGUGCAAAAGUUUUGUGCAGAAAUAAAAUAGCAAUAAAUUAGCCAGGAUGCAGUCAGUAGUAACGUUCGAGAAACCAUUACCACAUUUAAGUUUGCCGGAUUGGGAUGCCCGGUUGUACGGACUGCAGGUAACAGCAGACACCAGAAGAGCUGAUGCAUUCGACCUUCGACACGGCGCCCAUCAACUCCGCAAUGAAACAAGGAUCAAGACUGAAUGGGACAGCUACCAUAACAAUAACCGGCUUAGAGCAAGAGUAUACGAAAUAGAACAAUGGAAGUCAACCCUACAAGAGUUGUUAGAUCGUAUAGAUAGAGAGAUGAGCGCUCUGAAAGAAGAAAAAGCUUCCACCGAAAGAGAGCUCGAACAACUGAACAUGCCACUCCUUGUCUGUUCCGAGUGCCUGUCAAACAGAGAUGGAAGGAGGAGCACUGAACUGACUUAUGAUUUAGCUGAUACAGAAUUGAAGAAGGAACUUUGCGUAACCGAAAGCAACAAGAAACUGUUAAUAGAUCGAUGUCAGUCGGCUUGGGAGAAGAUUAAUAAACUGGAAGUGGUAAAAUUUAAACUGCAGUUGGAUCUAAACGACAAGAACGAAACACUUCAAAUUGAUAAGGAUAUGCUUAGUUUGGAUAAAGACUGUGCUAACAUUACCUAUAAAACUGACUCCCUCAAGACUCCAAAAAGAAUGAUUACAUACGACCAGUGGUUGGAUAAAUGUGAAGCGACAAAAAAAAUGGCGAUCGACGAGCUACAAGACACGCUCCGUCUUCGUGAAUCCUUAUUUGUAGCUCGAGGCCGCGCCCGAAAUGCUCUGCGAGCCCAAACCGAUGUGACGAACUAUAUGAUGAGGAGACGCAUUUACGAUACGCAGAGGGCUCGGAAUGAAUUGCAAUGGCAGAAGAUGAAGAUGGAAGAAAACAUGGACAAACUAGCGACAGAGUUGAAGACGAUCGGUGAACAGUUCGCUGACAAAGUGAACGCUCUUAAGGUAGCCGAGACUCGUCUAGAGACGCGAGGCUACCGCCCGGGUAUGGAGCUCGCGUCCGACGAAGCUGAUAUUGGACUGAAGGAAGAAGUCCGCAACUUGAGGGAAACCAUUCGGCAGUUGCAAGAAAAACAGGAUUGUGGCAAGGCGACCUACAACGCGUUGGAAGCGGCAUCAAUCAAGAUCGCCAUAGACCUCAACGAUAAAGAGCAAUCACUGGAAACGGACACUCAGGCGCUGGAAAUGCGUACCGCACUGGAGCCCAAGCGUCCCACAGGCACCGAUAAAAACUUGGUGCUUGCGAGUAUGGCGGACGAAGUGCCGCAGAUCGAGGGUUAAUUUCAUUUGAAUUGCACGCAAAAGUUUUAUCACGGUUUUUUAUGAAUUUUUAUUUGU
This is a messenger RNA of Pararge aegeria (speckled wood butterfly), 1399 nucleotides long. Its product is annotated as tektin-2-like. The transcript has 7 exons. Bases 65 to 1342 code for a protein of 425 amino acids. The record is from RefSeq and is a predicted model, not a curated record. NCBI's taxonomy places the organism in Eukaryota, Metazoa, Arthropoda, Insecta, Lepidoptera, Nymphalidae. Gene Ontology annotation, cellular component: nucleus; microtubule cytoskeleton. Gene Ontology annotation, biological process: cilium assembly; cilium movement involved in cell motility.